AUGGUCGUUUUCAGCGAACUUGGAGCCGGCCAGUCAAACAUGGUCAACAUGUAUUAUGGGGAUCGCUGGCGUCUGCACAGAAAGCUUACUCAUAUGGGAGUCGGCCUGCAACAAGUUCGGAAUUAUCGCGGUUUCCAGAAUGACGAAAGCAAAGUAGUUGCAUUUGAUCUUUUACGCGAGCCAGAGGAAUAUGUCAAGCAUUUCGAGCGCUAUGCGACGAGUGUAGUUUCCAUAAUCGGGUUUGGCAGACGGGUUGCUACAUUCACAGAUCCGAUCAUCACGGAGGUGAUUGCACUUAUGCAACGCGCGGCUGAGUUGAAUGUACCUGGCAAGACGUUUCCCAUGCUGAUGGAAUCGUUCCCUUUUCUUGCCAAGUUUCCAAAUUGGAUGGCACCCUGGAAGCAUGGUCUAGGUCAAGGCCAGAGCCGUGGUAGACCCUUCUUCUAUGCCCUGGCCGAAGAAGCCGCGACAAGUGAAAGAAAAGGGCAAUGCUAUGCAAAGAAGGUAUUUGACGAAGCGCCGAAGCAUGGCCUUUCAAGAAUGGAAAUAUCUUCGCUCUCGGGGAAUCUUUUCGGAGCAGGUAGCGACACUUCCAGCUCAACGCUUGUGACAUUUGUUCUAGCGUGCUGUGCAUACCCAGAAGCGUUGAGAAAAGCAAGGGAAGAACUUGAUCGCGUGGUGGGACCACACCGGAGCCCGACUUUUGAGGACGAACCCGACCUGCCAUACGUGAAGGCGCUGAUGAAAGAGGUCUUUCGGUGGAGAUCUGUGGCUAUUAUUGGAGGGCAGCCACAUGCGCCGAUCAAAGACGAUCACUACAAGGGUUGGUUGAUACCAAGAGGCACUUGGGUCCAAGGAAAUGUGUGGGCCAUUCAUCGUCAUGAACGAGAGUUUCCGGAUCCAGAUCGUUUUCACCCUGAUCGGUGGAUCAAGGGGAGUGCGGAAUCGCGUCCAUUUCCCAGUGAAAAGGGCCACAUGACUUUCGGAUGGGGACGGCGAGUAUGUAGUGGACAGGGGUUGGCGGAACAGGGGACCUUCAUCACAAUUGCACGCCUACUCUGGGGAUUCAAUAUUGAGAAAGCCCUGGACGAGCAGGGAAAAGAGGUGAAUGUGGAUAUCUUUGAUUUCACCAACGGCCUGAACAUGAGACCGAAUCCAUUCAAAUGCCAAAUUACACCUCGCAGCUCAGAGAUCAGUGCCACUAUUGAAAGAGAGGGUCAACAAGCAUUGCAAGACCUGUCAGAAUACGACGGUGAAACGAAGUAUCGUAUGAGCACGUAUUAUGGCAUGGAAAAACUCCAGUAG
This is a messenger RNA of Penicillium odoratum, 1305 nucleotides long. Its product is annotated as cytochrome P450. The coding region runs from base 1 to 1305 and encodes 434 amino acids. The record is from RefSeq and is a predicted model, not a curated record. Gene Ontology annotation, molecular function: heme binding; iron ion binding; monooxygenase activity. Lineage: Eukaryota; Fungi; Ascomycota; Eurotiomycetes; Eurotiales; Aspergillaceae. The transcript is spliced from 4 exons.